UCAAAGUUCUGUUGAAGCCCGAGCUUCAGCUUCUUCGAUUCAGCCUGCUUCCGGGCGCUACUGCGCUUUCGCGUGAGGCCUCCGGCCAUGGUGUUCACCGGCAUCGUGGAGGAGAUGGGGACGGUGAUGAGCGUGGAGCGCAAGGCCGCCUUGGAGAUGUGGGACGGAACGAAGUCCGAGGGCUUUGUGCUGAGAAUCGCCUGCAAGGUUGCCUUGCAAGGGGCCUACAUUGGCUGCAGCAUUGCGGUGAACGGGACCUGCCUCACCGCCACGCAGUUCGACGACAAGGCCUUCGAGGUGAACUGCGCGCCCGAGACUCUGCGACGCACGGAUUUGGGGGACCUCAAGGCGGGGGACUUCGUGAACCUGGAGCGGUCCAUGGCCGCCUCGGACCGGAACUCGGGGCACUUUGUCCAGGGCCACGUGGAUGAAGCUGGGACCAUCCUGAAGUUCACACCGGAGGGCGACUCUUUGUGGGUGCGCAUCUCGCUGAGUGACGAGAUCUUGCCAUCCGUCAUUGAAAAGGGCUACAUCGCCGUGGAUGGCACCAGUCUGACGGUCUGCCAGGUGAACCGCAAGGAGAAGUGGUUCAACCUCAUGCUGAUUUCGCACACCCAGAAGUGCAUCGUCAUCCCUAAGAAGAAGGUAGGCGAACGAGUGAACCUUGAAGCCGACUGCCUGGGCAAGUACGCCGCCUCGGCGGCUUCCCUGGCCGCCGGCGCGGUGCGGGAAGAGCUGCGGGAGGUGCGGCGGCAGCUGCGCUGGACGCAGGUGGUUGCGGCCCUGUGCUCAGCUGCUCUGGUGGCGAGAGCGCUGCGAGGAAAGUGAGCCGCGGCGGAUGUACAAAGCAAGAGGGACUUUCAAGCAAGUCCGCUUCCCUUUUUCUGCAGCUCAAACCUCCGACGAGGGCGAGUCGCGCACAGUUC
Molecule: messenger RNA, 926 nt
Organism: Effrenium voratum
Lineage: Eukaryota; Dinophyceae; Suessiales; Symbiodiniaceae
Source: the annotation of a GenBank genome assembly